CAUUAUCAUCAGAUUCCGCAUGUGUCGGACUCGAUUGUUGAAGAUCAUUCAGGUCUCAGGGUCAAUAUAACAUUAAGCUUCUGCAGUCUCUUUAUUUAUUUUCUUUUUUCCCUCUGGUUAUCCUCCCUUCUUUUAAAAACACGCAUUUACCAGCCAAGGCAUCGUGGUCUGAUCCACGGCGGGAACUUCGGGCGUCGUCCCCCGCGGCCCCUCCACGAAAGCAAAAGCAUCCAGCGAAUCCAAACAGUGUUUGACAUGCUUGUAAUCCAGAUCUCGGGGGCACACAUGCCUUCCCGUCUCUCUCGCCUGCCAGUACCGUCUCAGCGCCAGGAUGCAAUGAGCCGGAUGAAAGNGCUGGUCAAUCGGGAUCNCGACCGCGAAAGGNUUCNCGUAGAAUGA
Messenger RNA from Rasamsonia emersonii CBS 393.64, 399 nucleotides. RefSeq lists its product as uncharacterized. The transcript has a single exon. The record is from RefSeq and is a predicted model, not a curated record. The annotation marks the transcript as partial. Lineage: Eukaryota; Fungi; Ascomycota; Eurotiomycetes; Eurotiales; Trichocomaceae.